Molecule: messenger RNA, 1437 nt
Organism: Eremomyces bilateralis CBS 781.70
Lineage: Eukaryota; Fungi; Ascomycota; Dothideomycetes; Eremomycetales; Eremomycetaceae
Exons: 4
Coding region: 1-1437 (478 amino acids)
Cellular component (GO): cytoplasm
Molecular function (GO): ornithine decarboxylase activity
Source: RefSeq, a predicted model, not a curated record
AUGGUUAUGGCACCUUCUGCCUGGCACGAUAUCGCAGAAGAUCAGACUACCAUAGCUUAUCCCGACGAUGUCUUGUCAUCGGGCAGAGAGCGUUCCCGAGGAUUAAUCGCGGAUGCUCUCAAAUCACGAAUCGAUGCUGUCGAUCAUGACGAAUGUAUUCCUGGCGAGGAAGACGCGUUCUUCGUCGCGGACCUUGGGGAGGUCUAUCGUCAACACCUUCGGUGGGCUCGUCACCUUCCCAAUAUUCAUCCUCAUUAUGCGGUCAAAUGCAACCCUGCUCCACAGCUCGUGCGAUUCCUUGCCUCCCUAGGCACCGGGUUUGACUGCGCGUCCAAGUCCGAGAUCGAUCUGGUCCUUUCCCUCGGGGUGUCCCCCGACCGGAUUGUUUAUGCCCAACCUGUCAAGACCAACUCCUACCUCACAUACGCCAAGUCUCGAGGGGUGAAGCAGAUGACCUUCGACAAUACGGACGAAUUGCGCAAGGUUGCCGCCAAGUGUCCCGGCGCCGAGUUGCUGCUUCGAAUCACCACCGACGACAGUGCAGCUUUAUGCCAGCUGAGCAUGAAGUUUGGUGCCGCCUUGAAGGACUGCCCGAAGCUGCUUAAGCUCGCGAAGACAUUGGGUCUCAACGUAGUCGGCGUCGCCUUUCACGUCGGUUCCGGUGCGAGCGAUCCUCUCGCUUUCAAGAAAGCCGUCAGCGAUUCCAAGACUGUGUUCAAUUGGGGCCAUGACUAUGGACACGAGAUGAAAAUUCUGGAUGUUGGAGGCGGAUUCAGCGAUGAUUCCUUCGAUGAUAUGGCCGGUGUGCUACGUGCCGAGCUGGACGAGCAUUUCCCUUCCUCUUCCGGCGUUCGAAUCAUUGCUGAACCAGGUCGCUAUUAUGCUGCUACAGCAUUCACUCUGGCUUGUCAUGUGAUCGCGAGGCGCGUUGUCGAAUCAGGCGAUGUCGAAUUUGAGGGACCCGAAGGCAGCGUUCGAUCCGUUGAUGAUAAGGCGGGGGAGAUCGUGUCGCCUGCGGCCUCUAAUAUGCAUAAUUCGGGCGACCACGGCGCCUUCGACCUAGCUGAAGAGCGUGAAGGAUCGGGAUCGGAAAGCUAUAUGCUUUACCUCAACGACGGGGUCUAUGGGAACUUUUCCUCGAUCAUGUUUGAUCACCAACAGCCGAUUCCCAGGGUGUUGAAGGCCGACGGCCGAUUCUUCUAUCAAAUUCUGACGGGUCGACGCAUUACCUACAGUAUCUGGGGCCCUACUUGCGACGGCAUCGAUUGUAUUUCGUCUCGUGUCGAGCUGUCCGAGAAAGUCGAGGUCGGGGAUUGGAUGUACUUUGAGGACAUGGGAGCCUACACCAUGUGUAGUGCAACCCGAUUCAAUGGUUUCCCGGAUGGCCACGAUGUUGUUUGGGUUGGUGCGGAUGCGCUGCCUGGGUUCGGGUUGUAA